Messenger RNA from Spinacia oleracea (spinach), 1497 nucleotides. RefSeq names its product transcription factor MYB44. The record is from RefSeq and is a predicted model, not a curated record. The transcript has a single exon. Bases 188 to 1174 code for a protein of 328 amino acids. Gene Ontology annotation, biological process: regulation of DNA-templated transcription. NCBI's taxonomy places the organism in Eukaryota, Viridiplantae, Streptophyta, Magnoliopsida, Caryophyllales, Amaranthaceae. Gene Ontology annotation, molecular function: DNA-binding transcription factor activity, RNA polymerase II-specific; RNA polymerase II cis-regulatory region sequence-specific DNA binding. Gene Ontology annotation, cellular component: nucleus.
CUCUCUUCUUUACCGGCUUAACCUGUUUUCUCUCUCCUUUCUGUUAUCAGUAUAAAUCAUCUCCCCUUACCCUCCCCACUCCGUUCCAUUCUCUCUCCUCUCUUCUCUGUAUAUAUUUGUAAACUACUUCUUCAACCAAAUCAAACAAAAAUUAAUUCAAAAAAGAAAAAAGAUAAAGGAAAAAAAGAUGAAUACCUGUAGCAGUAGUGAUAAUAAUAAUCAUACUUCUGUUAAACUGAACCGGAAAGAAGUGGACCGGAUAAAAGGCCCAUGGAGCCCCGAAGAAGACGAUGCCCUAACAAGGCUAGUCCAAAAGCACGGCCCAAGGAAUUGGACUUUGAUUAGCAAAUCUAUUCCGGGUCGGUCUGGGAAAUCGUGUCGUUUACGGUGGUGUAAUCAGCUUUCACCUCAGGUGGAGCACCGUGCUUUUACACCGGAGGAAGAUGAUACGAUUAUGCGUGCUCAUGCUAGGUUUGGUAACAAGUGGGCCACCAUUGCUAGGCUUCUCAGUGGUCGCACUGAUAACGCGAUCAAAAACCACUGGAAUUCCACCUUGAAGCGGAAGUGUUCAGCCAUGGUUUCUCCGGCGCCGGAUGAUUUUCCUGGCGACUUUCCUCCGCCGUUGAAGCGUGCUAUGAGUGAAGGUGCUGAUGUUAUUCUCAGAAACGUCUCCGGACUUAGCCUUAAUACGAAUCCAGGUAGUCCGGGAUCGUCGGAUGCGAGUGAUUCUGGCUCGCAUGUUUACCGACCGGUUCCGGUUCCUGGUCCGGUGAAUAUUCCGCCACCACCGGUGGUGGUUUCUCCAGCGACUGAUCUGAGUUUAUCGCUGCCUGGAUCGGACUCCUGUGAGGUUUCUAACUCUGAUCAUGAACCGAUGACCGGUUGUUCUCCGAUCCAGGUAUUCCCGACGUCUUCUCCGACGGCGUUCUCGCCAGUGAUGUUUCCACCACCGCCGAUACCAUCACCACCACCGUCGGCUUUUAGUCAAGAGUUUUUGGCUGUGAUGCAGGAUAUGAUAAAGAAGGAAGUGAAGACAUAUAUGGAAGGAGUGGAGAUGAGCAACAACAAUGGAGUUGUUGUUGGAGGAUUCAAUCAUGGCGGUUUCUGUUCACAGGCGGCAGACGGCGUGAUGAGAGCUGCAAUGAGUAGGAUUGGAAUCGGAAAGAUUGAGUAGUGAAUCGGAAAUUCGUUGAAGAUGAUGAUGAAGAAUUUAUAGAAAGAGAGAAGAAGAUAAAACGAACAACUUUUGUGGAAAAUGUGAUGAUCUCUCUCUGUCCUUGUUUCUCUCUCCUCUGAAACUGUUGUAGAGAAAAAUAAUUUUGAAAUUAGUGUACAGAAGAAGAAUGAAUGUCAGUUGAAAAAUUUAGCAGAAAGAUGGAGACGAUGAAGAAGAUGAUGACGACGAUAAAGUUUUGGUUCAAAGUUUCAAACCAAAGCAUCCAAAAAAAAAAUCGAAAAAAAAAUUCAUUAAAGAAAAGUUUUACGUUUUCUUGUCAA